AUGGCUGUCCACAUGCGCAAGCAUCCUGGCCAACUCACCGUCGUCAUCAAGCUUGGCACUUCCUCGAUAGUCGACGAGAAGACCCACCAGCCCCUCCUCUCCAUCCUCUCUCUCAUAGUCGAGACAGCAUGUAGUCUGCGUGCUGCCGGCCACCACGUCGUCAUCGUCUCGUCGGGCGCCAUUGGCGUGGGCCUACGACGCAUGAACCUCCCACGCCGCCCCAAACACCUUCCACAAGUACAGGCGCUUGCUGCGAUUGGCCAGAGUAGAUUGAUGUCACUGUGGGAUCAGCUUUUUGGCAAUCUGGAGCAGCCGAUUGCGCAGGUGUUGUUGACGAGGAACGACAUCGCAGAUCGCACGCAGUACCAGAAUGCGCAGAAUACCUUUAUUGAGCUGCUCAGCAUGGGCGUCAUUCCAAUCGUCAACGAGAACGAUACGCUGGCGGUUACGGAAAUCAAAUUUGGUGACAAUGACACGCUAAGUGCCAUUACAGCGGGCAUGGUGCAGGCGGACUAUCUCUUCCUCAUGACAGACGUAGACUGUCUGUAUGACAAGAACCCGCGUUCGAAUCCAGAUGCAAAGUCUAUCCCCGUAGUUGAGGAUAUUGCUGAGUUGGCGGCCGAUGUCAGUUCUGCAGGAAGUUCACUGGGCACAGGAGGCAUGAGCACCAAGAUUGUAGCGGCAAGACUGGCAACCAGCGCGGGCGUUACUACAGUCAUCACCAAGAGUAGCAAGCCAGGUAACAUCUCGAGUAUUAUUGCCCAUGCGGAGAAACACAGGAAGUCGAGAAUGUCAAGUCGGAACUCGGUCACCAACUUCCAGGAAGAGGGCACCCACACUCCAUCUCAAGAAGCAAGCCAAGAUCUGUCGGCCUCGACAGCAUCACUAGGGCAGCAACCACUAACGCGAGCGUCAUCCCCACAAACCGAAGACCCCUGUCCCCUGCAUACCCGCUUCCUUCCCAUAUCCAACCCCAUACGCGACCGCUACUUCUGGAUCCUCCACGGCCUAGCCCCCCACGGCACCAUCUACAUUGACCAAGGCGCCUGGGCCGCUCUGAGCGACAAAGCCGGACUCCUCCCCGUAGGAAUUGUAGACGUAGACGGCCACUUUGCCCAACAAGAAGCCGUCCGCGUUGUCGUCGUAAAACGUCUCUCUUCCUCCUCCUCCAAAUCUUCUCAAUCCCAAACUCCCGCUUCACCAAGCCAAGUCCCCACCACCCCCGGUGCAGCAGCCCACGCUGUCCACGCUCCCAUUCCUAUCCGACACCCUCUCACCCCUUCCGCUUCUUCUUCUCAUAUCCAUCAGCUAUCAUCUCCACACCAACCUCCUGCAUUUGAACUGCAUAACCCCGCGCCGUUUGAGAUUGGGCGGGCAGUCGUGAAUUACUCGGCUACGGAGAUUCGGAGGAUCAAGGGAUUGCAUUCUACGCAGAUUAGAGAGGCGCUGGGAUAUGCUGAUAGCGAGUAUAUUGCGCUUAGAGAGAAUAUUGCCUUCUUUGGGGGUGAGCGGUCACGACCUAGUACUCCGGAUUUUAGACAUGGAGCGGAGAAGAAGGUUGAGGGUGCGGAGGUCCAUUGA
Molecule: messenger RNA, 1581 nt
Organism: Bipolaris zeicola 26-R-13
Lineage: Eukaryota; Fungi; Ascomycota; Dothideomycetes; Pleosporales; Pleosporaceae
Exons: 2
Coding region: 1-1581 (526 amino acids)
Cellular component (GO): cytoplasm; cytosol
Molecular function (GO): RNA binding; glutamate 5-kinase activity; ATP binding
Source: RefSeq, a predicted model, not a curated record